AUGACGAUUGUUUACAAUCGUAGUGAGCAGUGUUCGAUCUCGCAUGUUGAGGCGAUGAUCAUCGCGCAUGAAGCGCUUUUGGAUCGCUUGCGCGCACUUCAACUUCAAGCUUCUGCACCGGCGGCGCUCCUUGCUCAUGCGACUGCACCACCGCCGUCGCCGGUGGUUUCUCCAUCUCCGGCGACACCUACUGCACCGUCUUCGGCGACCGUCGCGCCUCCGUUACAGGUGAGCGCUGAAGUCAACUAUGCUUCGAGCAACGUUGACUCCUCAUCAGCAUCUGAUGAUCGCAGUAGAUCUGGCGAUUCUCGCGGCUAUGGUGAUCGCGGUGGCUACAACAAUUCUGGUGGACGUGGUGGCAGAUCAAAUCGUGGUGGUCGUAGCUCUGUUCAAUGCCAGAUUUGUCACAAAUUUGGUCAUGAUGCUAGCAUUUGCUAUCAUCGAGGAAAUUCUUCUUCCUCUGGUUCUCAUAGUCAACCUACAAUGACAUCACAAGCUGAUGUUUCCUCUCUUCUUGGCUUGUUUCCACAGUUUGGUUACACGCCUUUUCAUGGAUUCCAUCCUUUUGGUUCUCCUGCACAGUUUGGUGUGCCUUUUGCUGGAUCCAGCUAUGGUACUGGUCUUCCUUUUCAACAAGGUACUAUGUUUGCUUCUCCUGGCUAUGGUUACACUGCUCCUGUACCUUCUGGUUUUGGAUUUGGUUUAUUUCCUCGAGCUCCAGCACAGCAUCCUCGUGCACCUCAGGCUAUGCUUGCUUCUGCACCACAGGCUAUGGUAGCAUCUGCCCCUUCCACUCUUGGCAGUUGGUUCCCUGACUCAGGAGCUACACAUCAUGUUACACAUGAUGCCUCAGUUCUUUCAGAUAGCAUGUCAGUUACUGGCAAUGAUCAAGUAUUCAUGGGUAAUGGACAAGUGUUAGUAAAUUUGCCAGGGAUAAUGGUGUUUUCUUUGAGUUUCAUCCUUACCAUUGCACUGUUAAAUCUCAGGACAAUUCUAGGACUCUCCUUCGUGGCUCUCUUGGUCAAGAUGGCUUAUACACCUUUGAUGGCAUGCACUCCUCAACCUUUCCUCAAGGGACUUUCUUCUGCUUCUGUUCCCUCUACCUUUUCAGUGACCAAGUCUUCUCCUGCUGAUGUUAAUUCUACAGUCUCUACUUUAAAUAAUGUACCUAAUGUACCUAGCCACACAUCAUAUGAAUUGUGGCAUUCUAGACUAGGGCAUCCUCAUCAUGAGGCUCUGCAAUCUGCGCUUUCCAUAUGUAAAAUACCAAUACCGCGUAAAUCAAAGUUUUCAGUUUGUCAAGCUUGUUGUGUUGCUAAGUCUCAUAGAUUACCUUCCUCUUCUUCUACUACAGUUUAUACUUCUCCCUUAGAAUUAAUAUUUGCAGAUUUAUGGGGUCCUGCUUCCAUUGAAUCUUCUGCUGGUUAUUUUUAUUUUCUUACUUGUGUUGAUGCCUUCUCUAGGUUCACCUGGAUUUAUCCUAUUAAGAGAAAAUCUGAUACCUGUUAUGUGUUUCUUCAAUUUCAAGCAAUGGCUGAAUUGAAAUUUGGUCUUAAAAUAAAAUCAGUUCAAACUGAUGGUGGCACAUAA
Lotus japonicus is the source of this 1590-nucleotide messenger RNA. RefSeq lists its product as uncharacterized. Gene Ontology annotation, molecular function: nucleic acid binding. Bases 1 to 1590 code for a protein of 529 amino acids. Gene Ontology annotation, biological process: DNA integration. The record is from RefSeq and is a predicted model, not a curated record. NCBI's taxonomy places the organism in Eukaryota, Viridiplantae, Streptophyta, Magnoliopsida, Fabales, Fabaceae. The transcript is spliced from 2 exons.